AUAUAUGUAGCACACAUAAUACCUCAACUCAACUGGGUAUUCGGAAGUUGGCACGUCGCAUCUUCAGAGUUCCUGGUUGUCUUGUUUUGCAGGGGCCUUUGUUACUCUGACUGUCUGACCAUGUGUCUGUCUGGUGUUCGCAGCUCCUCUGGCCGCCGAUCGACAGCCACAUCCACAUCCACAUCCAGUGGAUGCAUUGCAGCAUGCGCGCAUGCGCCGAGCACUCCACAAUGCAACUGGCGAUCGCUGCGGCAAAGGGCCUCUGGCCUCAGGAUCUGUGGAUCGGAGGCUUGGAAGGCUAGCCACAUGGAACAGGGAACAUGGAUUAUGGAGAUGGAGCUGGAGCUGAAGCUGGUCAUAGCCGGGUUAAGCCCUGUUAAAUGCGGCGCGGCCACGCCCACCGUGGCGGGGAAGGUGUUAUAA
Messenger RNA from Drosophila santomea, 423 nucleotides. RefSeq lists its product as uncharacterized. The coding region runs from base 121 to 423 and encodes 100 amino acids. The record is from RefSeq and is a predicted model, not a curated record. NCBI's taxonomy places the organism in Eukaryota, Metazoa, Arthropoda, Insecta, Diptera, Drosophilidae. The transcript has 2 exons.